Messenger RNA from Brachypodium distachyon (stiff brome), 1898 nucleotides. Its product is annotated as serine carboxypeptidase II-2. Gene Ontology annotation, cellular component: vacuole. Gene Ontology annotation, molecular function: serine-type carboxypeptidase activity. The transcript is spliced from 10 exons. The record is from RefSeq and is a predicted model, not a curated record. Gene Ontology annotation, biological process: proteolysis. Lineage: Eukaryota; Viridiplantae; Streptophyta; Magnoliopsida; Poales; Poaceae. The coding region runs from base 152 to 1576 and encodes 474 amino acids.
CCCACACCGCUCACCAGUCACCACUCACUUCUCUAGUUUGCUUCGCCUUCGGCGACCACUCCCCUGUCCCCACGUCGCGUUGCUCCGUCGCGCUGCAUCACCGCCACCCAGUGUCCCAGUGCCGCCUCCGGUUCCCCGCUUCGGAGCCUCGAUGUCGGGAGCCUCCCGAUGCGCCGUCCUCGCCGUCCUCUUCCUCCUCGCGGUCUCCGGGGCUGCGGCGGCGGAGGGGUCGUCGUCGUGGCGGGGGGAGCAGGAACGGGACCGGGUGCCGCGCGUGCCGGGGCAAGGGUUCAACGCGAGCUUCGCGCACUACGCGGGCUACGUGACCGUCAGCGAGGAGCGCGGCGCCGCGCUCUUCUACUGGUUCUUCGAGGCCGCGCACGAACCCGCGUCCAAGCCCCUCGUGCUCUGGCUCAACGGAGGCCCUGGUUGCUCAUCAAUUGCUUUUGGACUUGGGGAAGAAGUGGGGCCUUUCCAUAUCAAUGCAGAUGGAAAGGGUGUACAUAUGAAUCCUUACUCUUGGAACCGAGUUGCAAAUAUCUUGUUCCUUGAUUCACCGGUUGGUGUCGGCUAUUCAUAUUCAAACACCUCUGGCGAUAUUUUAAGCAAUGGGGAUGAGAAGACUGCCAAGGAUUCAUUGGUGUUCCUGACAAAGUGGCUUGAACGAUUUCCUCAGUACAAGGGGCGUGAAUUUUAUUUAACUGGAGAGAGUUAUGCUGGUCACUAUGUUCCUCAGUUGGCUCAAGCCAUAAAGAGGCACCAUGAAGCCAGUGGAGACAAAUCGAUCAAUCUAAAGGGUUAUAUGGUAGGAAAUGCCCUGACUGAUGAUUUCCAUGACCACUAUGGAAUAUUUCAAUAUAUGUGGACCACCGGCUUGAUUUCUGAUAAUACAUACAAGCUACUGAACAUUUUCUGUGACUUUGAGUCCUUUAUACAUUCAUCUCCACAGUGUGAUAAGAUUCUUGACAUUGCCAGCACUGAAGCUGGGAACAUUGAUUCAUAUAGCAUCUUCACACCUACUUGUCAUUCUUCUUUUGCCUCCUCAAGGAACAAAGUGAUGAAAAGGCUACGGUCUGUUGGAAAAAUGGGAGAGCAGUAUGAUCCAUGCACUGAAAAACAUUCAAUUGUAUACUUCAAUUUGGCUGAGGUACAAAAGGCACUUCAUGUUAAUCCGGUCAUUGGCAAAUCUAAGUGGGAGACCUGCAGCGGUGUUAUUAACAAUAACUGGGGGGACAGCGAAAGAUCUGUACUGCAUAUAUAUCAUGAACUUAUACAAUAUGGGCUCCGUAUAUGGAUGUUCAGCGGAGACACAGAUGCAGUGAUUCCAGUAACAUCAACUAGAUACAGUAUCAAUGCUCUCAAGCUUCCAACAGUGGCUCCUUGGCAUGCUUGGUAUGACGAUGAUGGUGAGGUUGGUGGCUGGACCCAAGGCUACCAGGGUCUCACCUUCGUGACUGUGAGGGGCGCCGGUCAUGAGGUUCCACUCCAUCGGCCCAAACAGGCUCUUACUCUCAUAAAAUCAUUCUUGGCUGGGAGCCCAAUGCCUGUGCUGUCUGAUCUACACAGUGAUAUGUAAUAUGUCCGGCCACAAUUAGUUGAAGCUCCACGCAGAACUUGAACGAUAUAGGGAUGGUCAUGGCUGUUUCACUUGUCAGUGCUAUUGGCACCGAACCCCCUCUUGAGAAAACAGGGAACUUAACUGUGGAAUAGUCUUCCUGCCACGAAUUGACACUGCCUGUUAAAUUAAUGUGAAACCAAAGAUAAAUCUAAAUCGACUUUGAGCAUUCACAGUAUUGUCUUGUAUGCUAUAUAUAUUAAGUAGCAUACAGUAUUCCUUCCCUUUUCAGAAUAUGUGGUUGCUGAUAUCAAAUAUGAUGUCUAGACUCAGGUGGCAGUAA